This is a messenger RNA of Fusarium musae, 1455 nucleotides long. RefSeq lists its product as uncharacterized. The transcript is spliced from 3 exons. The record is from RefSeq and is a predicted model, not a curated record. The coding region runs from base 1 to 1455 and encodes 484 amino acids. NCBI's taxonomy places the organism in Eukaryota, Fungi, Ascomycota, Sordariomycetes, Hypocreales, Nectriaceae. Gene Ontology annotation, cellular component: membrane. Gene Ontology annotation, molecular function: transmembrane transporter activity. Gene Ontology annotation, biological process: transmembrane transport.
AUGGCGGCGCAAGCGAGACUCACGGAUCAUAACGUCCAUGAUACGGAUGUUGAGAGCAAUCAUGGGAUUGAGAGGGAUGAGGGGCCGACGGAGCAGUCGCCUUUGCUGCCAAGUGGCACGCAGGGAGAUGAUGAGCCGUCCAAGUCGUUGAGACGACGCGCUUUGGCUAUGGGCAUGCUGGCUCUUCUCAUGGUCGAAGUGAGCCAGUUCAUCAUGAACCCUCCGACCAAGAAGAUCACUGAGGAUAUCAUCUGCCGACAGCACUACCCUGAUCAUUUAAUCGGUGCAUUUGAUACAGAUGACUAUCGCUGUAAAGAUACUCCAGUUCAGAAGACGUUGGCUAUGGUCCAGGGAUGGGGCCAGGCCUUGGAGAUGGGAGUCCUGUCGUUCCCAAACGUCUUUUCAAUCUGGGCUAUCCUCGGCGGAGAUAUCUUCCUCCUCAUCGGCGGCGGAGGACAAAUGGCUGUUGCAAUGGUCUACACCAUCGUCGCCGACGUCGUCCCCGUCUCGGAACGAACAGACAUGUUCUUCCGCCUCGUCGCCCUGGUCCUAAUCUUCAACGUCAUCUUUAACCCCAUAUCCGCAUGGCUACUUCAAUUCGACCCCUGGUUAUCCAUGUGGAUUGGCUUUGGCUUCAUGGUCUUUGGGACGAUGUGCAUUCUCCUCAUCCCUGAGACGAUGCAUCUUCGACGCAAGGAUGAUAAGAGACAUAAUGAAGAGCAUGAAAAUGAGCAGCUUCAUGGUGUUUCUUUGAGGAAGCAUAAUGUGUUGAAACAGGUUUGGUUCAGCAUUCAGAACGACAUGCAGCAUGUUUGGCGGUUUAUCGUUGCGGACAAGAGUAUUAUGAUGCUCAUGCUUGCAAUUGCGUUCUUCUUUCCUGUCAGAACUGUACUUACGGGAGUGCUGUUGCAAUAUAUGAGCAAACGCUUCGAUUGGUCAUGGUCCAAGGCAACAUAUAUCUCGACAAUUGGAAUCGUAGCGACAGUAGUGUGCUACCUGAUAAUUCUCCCUGUGGCAUCCGACUUCCUCAACAAGAGUCGUCGCUACAAAUCACGCCCCGUUGCAAGAGAUUUACUCCUUGCGCGCAUCACCAUCACUAUCAUGGCAGCCGGAUGUUUGCUGAUGGGCGUUGCUUCAGUCCCAUGGCUAUUUGUAAUUUCUCUCAUCACCGUCAGCAUUGGCAACUCUUUCGUGGCACUCAGCAGAGCAUUGAUUAAUGCUCUGGUUGAGCCGCAUACCAUUGCUACCUUGAACACUACCAUUUCUCUUAUUGAAGUCAUCAUGGGGUUGACUGCGCCCGCAAUGAGCUGGCUCUUGGGUCGCGGUUUUGAGUUGGGUGGUCAGUGGAUGGGAUUGCCAUUCAUGGUAACCAGUCUUAUGGCUAUAGCGACAGCUGUGAUGCUGUUGAUAGUGAAGCUACCUGCUUCUGGUAUUGCGCAAGCUCGCGAGGGUUGA